Messenger RNA from Chenopodium quinoa (quinoa), 1041 nucleotides. RefSeq lists its product as uncharacterized. Gene Ontology annotation, molecular function: acyltransferase activity, transferring groups other than amino-acyl groups. NCBI's taxonomy places the organism in Eukaryota, Viridiplantae, Streptophyta, Magnoliopsida, Caryophyllales, Amaranthaceae. The transcript has a single exon. The record is from RefSeq and is a predicted model, not a curated record. The coding region runs from base 32 to 565 and encodes 177 amino acids.
CUCUGCCAUUGCCAUCUUUAAUAAUCCAUCAAUGGAGAUAAACCCUACAAAUAUUACCCUCAGGCAAUUCAAAACCACAGAUGUUGAUGAUUUUAUAUUAUGGGCAGGUGAUGAGCAAGUUACCAAACAUUUGGUCACGUGGAAAACCAUCACUUCCAAGGAAGAAGCCUUGACUUUCAUCAAGGAUGUUUGCUUACCACACCCUUGGAGGAGGUCCAUUUGUAUCGAUGAUCGAUCGAUAGGGAUGAUCUCGAUAUACCCUGGCUCGGGCGAUGAUAGAUGCCGGGCACACGUAGGGUAUGCAGUGUCUAGGGUGCAUUGGAACAAAGGGAUAGCUUCAAGAGCUUUGAAGAUGGGCAUGAAUCAGGUUGUUGAGGAUUACCCUGAAUUGGUUAGGCUGCAAACUUUGGUUAGUGUGGAAAAUAAGGCUUCUCAAAGGGUUUUAGAAAAGUGUGGUUUUCUCAAAGAAGGAUGUUUGAGGAAAUACAGCUAUGUUAAGGGCCAAAUUAAAGAUGUUUUUAUUUAUGGUAUUCUGUCAACAGAAUUUCCAUCAGUUGAUCAAUAAUGAACUAUUUAGAGUCUGAAUUUUCCAUAGUUCUUUAACAUUUGUUAACUUGUCAUCAGUUUCUGUUUUAUUUAGUAUGUUGUAUCUGAUAAGUACUCAUCAAAAAUACUUAGUAUUAUUUUAAUUUCGGCUUACUUAUCAGUUUUACUAACCUUGCUUGGCAAACAUAUCAGUUGACAUACUUGUUUUCGUAGUAACCCUUUCGAAAUGUGCCUUCAAAUUGAAGAUAAUACUAUGCAGCUAAGCCAGUUUGUACAAAUCAUUUUGAAUUGCAGCUGCAAAGGAAUUCUAUCAGAAGAGAAGCAUAUUUUUAUUCAUUCAUUUCAACAAACUUAGAAGUAUAUUGAUUUGUAUAAACAAAAAAUACAAGUAGAAUUUUUUUCACAAUUUCUCAGGCUUAGUAAGUUAAUGCCCACUAAGGGCUUACUUUUACAUAAUUACAUUAAUAUUCCUCUUAUCUCCAUUACAUGAACUGC